This is a messenger RNA of Moneuplotes crassus, 1091 nucleotides long. Lineage: Eukaryota; Ciliophora; Spirotrichea; Euplotida; Euplotidae. The record is from the annotation of a GenBank genome assembly.
AAAAAUGGAUUUCUCCCCGGAAGAUUUGAUCCUCAAACGGCCAAGUACAAAAACAAAAUGGAGUCUAAAUUCUCGCAAAACCUCUAGUAAAGAGAAUCGGAAAAUUUACUCCUCCAAGCAGUAUAGGGUCGGCUCAUUGGGCAAUUUGGAGGUGGUUCAGCAACAGGUUACUAAGUUUAAAGUAUCUCCUUCAACAUCUAACAAGAAGAGGAGGAUUUAUCUCCCCGUGGAGAAUACUCCUGCUCAAAAGGCAAAUUUCACUCAAUCCCAAUUCCUGCAUUCAAUGAAGGAAAGCAGCAUGACUACAAAUCAGUAUAGGAAGGUUAAACGAAAGUCUAAUCUAGUACAAACUGUCCAGAUUAAGAAUAGACAAAUAGCUAAAUAUGAGUCAGAAAUAGAAAAUCUGAAAUAAGCUCUAUAGAAACAAAACUCGUAUCGAGAGUGAAAGACUCAAAAGAUUCUAUGCAACAAUUAAGCCUAAAAAGUCCUACGAACGGAAGUAAUCUUGAGCAGAAGGAAAUCCCGGAGCUGAAACAGUUACUUAUCGAACAAGUCAAGGCAACUUUUGAGUUGAACCAGAAGCUCACUCAACGAGAAAAUACUCUGAAUAAGAUAAUUGAGAUAUACCAAGCCAAGGUAGAUGUCGGGGAAUCUCUGAAACUCAGUUCUUGAGACCUGGAGAUACUCCAAAAACCUGUGCUUGAGUUAUUCAAAGAAGUGAAGACUUUAUCAAUGGCUGAAGCAAAGUUAAACAAAUAUACUAUCUAUGUAAAUAUUUUUGUUAAUUUAUGAGAAUGCUAAUCUGGAACAGAAGCUUAAGGAAUCUGAACAGAAAGUCACCAACCUCAAAAUUGACAUGAAGGCAUUAAGAGGUGAAAAGAUAAAUUUGCAAUCCAAAAUCUCAAAUUUAGAAGAAAAAUUUGCCCAGAGCCGGACAGAGAGAUCAGAAAGGCAGAUGGGCCAGAAUCCGAGGAGUCUUGCAUCGCGAUUUGAGGAGAGUAAGAUGCUUAAUGCGAAUCUGACGAACCUGAGGAUAGAUCUCAACCCUGAAAAUACAGGCUGAUAGAUAUCAAAAUCAGCUUGAUCAAACC